CUAUUCCCUUUGUCAUGGUGGUUAGUAUCAUGGUGGUAUUGAACACUUAACUGAGUAUUUUCCCAGUUUCACAGUGGACUAGACAGACACUAUAAAACUGAAACAUAUGGUUACACUUUACUUGACAGUGUCGCCAUAAGAGUAACAUGACACUGUCAUGAACGUAUCAUAAACAUGUCAUACACAUAUAUGGUAUAACGCUUCUGUUAUUAAGUGACAUUCGGUUUUUGUCAUAACAAGUUAGGUGUAUGUGACACACAAGUGGUCACUUGUUUGGAUAUAGCCUAGGCUACCUACAGUUUGAGUAUAAGAAUGCCUUCCUUGUCGUCUUUUUACACUUUUCAUAUGACCACAUGACCAACAUUUGUGGGGAACUGAAAAUGUGGGUGUUUGAUACAGUGUCAUUUGUAAAAAAAGGAAUCGACACUUCCUUCAUAGCAGGGACUUGUUAUUCAUUCAUUCAGCGUGUCCUAUAGAAGCACAGUGGAGAUUGGGAUAAGGCUACCCCAAAAAUCAGCAAUUAAAUGUGAAUACUAUUUGAGAGCAGAAAUGGGGAAUGUGCAGGCUGCAAAAAUUGUUAUUAGGAAAUCAACACAUUUGGGUGACGUAGCCUAUAGCUAACUUAGUCAACUUCUCUAUUUCGCUUUGAUUUCCUCUUUGUUUAUUCACCGACACCAAAGAAAGAACCAGGUAGCCUACGAAUGCAGUAGGGCUUUUGAUCGGAUGACUGAAGAUAGAAGUGUGUGUUUGGCAUCUGCGGAAUGGAAUCUACAUUUGUGCCUUUAGGGGUGUCGGCUAUAUUUGAUCAAAGUCUGCGCUGCGUGCUUAUAGUUGUUGUCAUACUAACUGUUAAAGUGAUCGUUUUAUGGAGAUAUGGGAAUCAUUAUCAUGUGGUUUUAAACUACUCACUACUGCAUAGUGUAAAUGGAAAUAAUUGGCUUUUCCAUAGGCCUACAUAAUGUGGACUAAAGAACGCAAUAAAAUUCCCGUGGUGGGGUGGGUGGUGGUCAGAAGAAUGAUUAGCCAAGCUGACUUCUAUGUCCUGUUUACAUAGAGAGACAGACAGGGUGAAAGAUCACGUUGAAAUUUCAAGUCGAGGUUCAGUUGCUGUCCAACUCCAGGAAAAGAUAACCAAAGUCACGUCAAAAACGCAUAUGGAUCCCUUCGCUGAGGCAACUGCAAGCGCGGCUAUAAAGCAAGUCGCAAAGUCUUUAGGGUGCAAACCGACCUCAUUUAAAGUUGCCAGAUUCCUUGACGACAUCGACGAUUUGCGUCACCUGCGUGAGCAAUUUCUCAUUCCUAAAGUGUCACAAUUACCGCCGUCUGACCCCUCUCUGGUUGACGGCGCGGAGGAGUGCCUCUACUUUGUGGGAAACUCAUUAGGGCUGCAGCCAAAACUGGCCAGACAGUACCUGGAGGAAGAGCUAGAGAAAUGGGCACAGAUGGGUGUGCACGGUCACACGGAGGGCUCUCGUCCUUGGGCCUGGGCAGAGAACAACAUCGAACAGCUCAUGGCUAAUGUCGUAGGUGCUAAGCGAGAUGAAGUAGCCCUCAUGAAUGGCUUGACGGUCAACCUUCAUCUUUUACUGCUUUCCUUUUACAAACCUACAACGGAACGACACAAAAUCCUUUUAGAGGACAAGGCCUUUCCCUCUGACCAUUAUGCGGUGGAAUCUCAAAUCUCCCUGCGAGGUUUCGACCCUGAGAAAAGCAUGUUGCUGAUGUCACCUAGAGAGGGUGAGCACACAUUGAGGACGAAGGACAUCCUGAGCAUGAUUGAAAAGGAGGGCGAUUCGAUUGCCGUUAUUCUCUUCAGCGGAGUGCAGUAUUACACCGGACAGCUCUUUGACAUGGCUGCCAUCACCAAGGCCGGCCAGGCCAAGGGCUGUUACGUGGGCUUCGACUGCGCACACGCGGCGGGGAAUGUGGACCUGCGCCUACACGACUGGGGAGUGGACUUCGCCUGCUGGUGCAGCUACAAGUAUGUGAACUCUGGAGCAGGAGGGUUGGCAGGUGCUUAUAUCCAUGAGAGACAUGCCCACACAAUCAAACCAGCAUUGACAGGGUGGUGGGGACAUAAUUUAAAGACACGAUUCCAAAUGGAUAACCAAAUGGACCUAAUACCUGGAAUUGGUGGAUUCAGAUUGUCAAAUCAGCCUAUUCUUCUGGUGUGUCCACUACAAGCGAGCUUGGAGGUGUUUAAUAUGACCAAUAUGAAGGCCUUGAGGAGGAAAUCCCGCCUGUUGACCGGUUACCUGGAGUACCUGAUUAAGCACUACUACACCAAACAUGAGGCCCACCCAGAGAAGCCCUACGUGGACAUCAUCACCCCAUCCAACCCCGAGGAGAGGGGAUGCCAGCUGUCCCUCUCUUUCUCUGUCCCGAUACGUGCCAUGUUCAAAGAGCUGGAGAAGAGGGGUGUAGCAUGUGACAUGAGGGAACCCAAUGUUUUGCGGAUUGCCCCAACCCCUCUCUACAACUCCUUCUCCGACUGCCACCGACUCAUCUCCACUCUGGGAGCAGCACUGCAGGCUAGCAACGAGCUCCAGCAGGCCAGCAAUGAGCUUAGCCAGUGAUACCUACAGCAUCUAACAGCCCUCCUCCAAGUACACAGCAGAGCCCAAAUGGACUCAGGAGCCACUUAAUAGGCUACUUGCACGUAUGGCUCGUUUGUUUCCGGUGGAGCCAGGUGUGUUUGAACCUGCUGUUAUUGUUAAUGUAAUUAGUGUCUACACGGACCUGGUUGGGUGUUGCACCUAGUGAAUCAGCACGUUAUGAUAAAGCAGGAUUUAUGCGUGUUAAAAUAUUUAUUAUUAGGCAAACAAGAUAUUCAGUGUCGGAGUGAAGAUGUAAGGAGCAGAAUAUAACCGAAGAUGCCUUUACAACACAGUUAACGCUCUACCAGAAAAGAAGUGGCUGCAUUGAGAGUCUUUUAUGCAAGUUGUUGUGUAUAUGGAUAUACAAACUUCACUUCCCAUAAUGCCAUGUGUUUAGGCGGGGGCUAUAUAAGAGCUCCCCCUUCGAACGCUCUUCUCUACCGCAAGGAGACACAGAAAGCCUACGUGUAUUAUAAUUAUACAGUAGUUAAUAAAGCCAAGUUUAUUGUUCAGCA
Alosa sapidissima (American shad) is the source of this 3112-nucleotide messenger RNA. RefSeq names its product kynureninase (gene kynu). Gene Ontology annotation, biological process: NAD+ biosynthetic process. Gene Ontology annotation, cellular component: cytoplasm. The transcript is spliced from 16 exons. Lineage: Eukaryota; Metazoa; Chordata; Actinopteri; Clupeiformes; Clupeidae. The record is from RefSeq and is a predicted model, not a curated record. The coding region runs from base 1038 to 2576 and encodes 512 amino acids. Gene Ontology annotation, molecular function: pyridoxal phosphate binding; kynureninase activity.